ACCGCGUGCACGCCGUGGUGCGCGAGACGGGGCUCAACCAGGAUGGCAAGACGCCGACCAUCACGUCGCCGUCGUUUGAGGCGCAGGUCAAGCUGAUCCGCGACGUGUACCGGCGCGCGGGGCUGGACCCGUCGGCCGACACGGGCUACGUCGAGGCGCACAUGACGGGCACUCCGACGGGCGACCCCAUUGAGGCUGAGGCGCUGGCCCGCACGUUCGGCGCCGGCCGCGCCGCCGGAGACCCCGUGCUAGUCGGGUCCGUGAAGCCCAACCUCGGCCACACGGAGCCCGUGAGCGGGCUGGCGGCCCUCAUCAAGACCAUCUUUGUGCUGCGGGAGGGCGUCAUCCCGCCCAAUGCCAACUACGACAAGACGAAUCCCAAGAUCCCGCUCGAGCAGUGGAAGCUCAAGGUCCCCCGCACCCUGACGUCCUGGCCAGCUGACAAGCCGAGGCGAGCGUCGAUUAACAACUUUGGAUACGGUGGCACCAACGCCCACGUCAUUCUCGAACUGCCCCCGGCAGAGGCAAGAACGGAAAAGCCCAAAGGCGUGGUAUCCUAUGCCAAUGGGACCGACGGAGCCACCAACGGAGCCGCCAACGGAGCCACGAAUGGCCACGCCAAUGGCCACGCAAAUGGACAUGCCAAUGGGACCACGAUCGGAACAAAUGGCCACACGAAUGGCUACGCAAAUGGCAGCACCAACGGCCACUCGAAUGGUGUCGCGAACGGUCAUACAAACGGUACCACCAACGGGCACACAAACGGGCACACCAACGGCCACAGCAACAGCGAGCUCGGCUCCAAGGUUUACAUCCUCAGCGCCAAGGACUCGGCGGGCGCGGUGCAGAUGAACAAGAACCUGGCCGCGUACCUGCGAGAGCCGCCUUCAGCGCUGCCGAGCGCCACGGACCUGGCCUUCACGCUGGCGGAGCGCAAGUCGCGGUUCCCGUGGACGACGGUGGUGCGUGCGACCAGCCUGACGGAGCUGGCCGACAAGCUCGGCGACGCGGACCGCGUGCCGGCGCGGGCGUCGCGCGUGCCGCGGCUGGGCUUCGUCUUCAACGGCCAGGGCGCGCAGUGGCACGCCAUGGGCCGCGAGCUGAUCACCGCAUAUCCCGCCUUCCGCCGCUCGCUGCUGGCCGCCGACGAGAUCCUCAAGGACUACGGCGCUACGUGGUCGCUGCAUGAGGAGCUGCUCCGCGACGAAAAGACGACGCGGGUGCACGAGAUCCGCCUCAGCCAGCCGCUCAGCGUGGCGCUGCAGCUGUGCCUCGUGGACCUGCUGACCGACUGGGGCGUGACGCCGGCGGCGGUGACGAGCCACUCGAGCGGCGAGAUCGCGGCCGCGUACGCCGUGGGCGCGCUGAGCUUCCGACAGGCGCUGGGCGUGGUCUACUUCCGCGGCGAGCUGGCGCAGAAGCACAAGGGCGUGGCCGAGGGCGCCAUGCUGGCUGCCGGGCUGGGCGCCGAGGCGGCGGCCGCGUACGUCAAGGACACCAAGACGGGCAAGGCCGUGAUAGCGUGCCACAACAGCCCCGACAGCGUCACCAUCUCAGGCGACGCGACGGCCGUCGACGAGGUGUCGGCGCGCCUGUCGGCUGACGGCAUCUUUGCGCGCCGCCUCAACGUGCCGCUGGCGUACCACUCGCACCACAUGCAGGCCAUGGCGGCCGACUACACGGACGCGCUGCGCGAGGUCAUGAUGCCGGCCGAGGGUCGUUGGAGCGGCGCGCUGUUCGCGUCGCCCGUCACGGGCGGGCUCGUGUCGACUCCCAAGGCCCUGACGCCCGAGCACUUUGUGCGUAACCUCGUCAGCCCGGUGCUGUUCUCGCAGGCCUUCGACCAGAUGUGCUUCGGCUCGCUCGACGGGCAGGCCAGAGAGGGAGACGAGGCCGUGGCCAACGUCGACGUCAUCGUCGAGAUCGGCGCGCACGGCACGCUGGCCGGCCCGAUCCGCCAGAUCCUCAAGGACCGCAAGACCAAGCCCGCGUACGUGUCGCUGCUCAAGCGCCAGGCCGACGCCGUGCAAACGGUGCAGGACGCCGCGUGCGCGCUGGUGGCGCAGGGCUGGCCCGUGUCCCUGGCCGGCGUCAACUUGCACGCCGACGGCGCCUUCGUCGCGGACCUGCCGGGCUAUGCCUGGAACCACGCGACGCCGUGCUGGGCCGAGUCGCGGCUGUCACGCGAGUACCGCCACAAGCGCUUCAACCCGCAUGAGCUGCUGGGAAGCCCCAUCGCGGGCACCAACCGACAGACGCCGACGUGGCGCAGCUUCCUGCGCGCGAUUGACGUGCCGUGGCUGGCCGACCACAAGCUGGGCAGCGACGUCGUGCUGCCCGGUGCCGGCUACGUGGCCAUGGCCAUCGAGGCGGUGCGGCUGUUGGCCGACGACCCGACCGAGGAGACCAUCGCUGGGUACCGCCUGCGCGAGAUCGAGUUUGUCAACGCGCUGACGAUCCCCGACACUGUGCUCGGCGUCGAGGUGCAGAUCGUGCUGUCGCCCAGCAGCGACAAGGAGCUCGAGUCCAAGGGCUGGUACAACUUCGAGGUGUGGUCCGUCUCGCUCACCGACGACAGCUGGAUCCAGCACUGCAAGGGCAGCGUCACGGCCGAGACGGUCGUCAAGACCAAGGAGGCGUCCACCAAGUUCACCACCCCGGCUCCGCUGGCCAAGUCCUUCUUCGCGCUAGACUCGAAGCAGCCGAUCCGCGAGGUCACGCCCGAAGCCAUCUUCGCCGGCCUCCGCGCCAUGAAUCUGUUCCACGGGCCCGUCUUCCAAAACCUCCGUGCCAGUUACACGGCGGCGAACAAGUCGAUCACGUCGCUGGUCGUGUCGCCCGCCGCAGAGCCGGGCGACAACAUGGUUGGGGAGCGUCCGUACGUGCUGCACCCGACCACGCUGGACUCGCUCAUCCAGGCCGCCUUCGUGUCCAUCCCCGACUCGACGCGGCAGGGCGCCAUGGCGGUGCCGCGGUCACUGCGCCACCUGUACGUUCCCCGGACACUGAACCGCGGCGUCGGCGAGGGCCUGACGGCUUUUGUCGAGCUCGAGCGCGCGGACCGCCGCGGCGCCACCGUCAGCGCCGUGGCCGUCAAUGGCGAAGGUGACGACACGGCUGCCGAGCGGCUGGAAAUUGACGGGCUGUACUGCCAGGCCGUGCCGCUCGACACGGGUGAUGCUGAGGGACAGGCAUCGGCGGCCAUCUGCUCCGAGAUGCGCUGGGAGGUCGACGUCGCCAAGGGCCCGGUGCCGGCGCCCUUCAGGGAUUCGCUGCAGCAGCAGGUCGUCUUUGACGACGAGAGCCGCGGCUUCGAGAGGAAGCUUGACAGAGUAACGUUCAACUUUGUCGCGGACGCCAUCAAGCAGCUCGCUGGCGACAGCGAGACGGCCAGAGCCCCGCAUCUCCAGCGAUUGUACGCCUGGAUGCAGACUGUCGUCGCCAAGGGGCAGGCGGGCGAGCUCGGACCGGGCAGCCGCGUGUGGGCCAGGGCCGGCGCCGGAGUCAAGCAGAAGCUGGCCGACGACUUGGAGGCCGAAAACGCGGCGGGAAGGCUGCUCUCGCGCGUGGGGCCGCAGCUGGCUGGCAUCGUGAGGGGUGCUGUCGACGCCGAGGCCCUGCUGAAGCAGGACGACCUGCUCGACCUGUACUACGAGGCGCUGCCGCGGCUGAGCCAGCGCAGCUUGGCCCAUCUGCAGGGCUUCGUGGCACAGUUCGCCGUCGCGCAGCCCGGGGCCAACGUUCUCGAGAUCGGCGGACGAUCUGGAGCCGUCACUACGUGGGUCAUGAAAGCCUUCGAAGCCAAGGCCACCGAGGGAGAAUCGGGCACGCUGCUGGGACAAUAUGACUUCACCGAUGUUGUGGCCGACAGGUUCGAGCUGGCCAAACAGAAGCUCGAGCAAUGGACGGCUUCAUUGGCCUUCAAGACGCUCGAUCUCCGCAGCGACCCCAUCGCGCAGGGCUUCGCCGAGAGCAGCUAUGACCUCGUGGUAGUGUCGCCAGGCGCAUUGCUUGGUUUAGCAAGUGGCACACCCGACGAGCUGUCGCGGUCGCUCGCCAAUGCUCGUCGCUUGCUGAAGGCCGGCGGCAAGCUAGCGAUGGUCGAGACUACCAGCGCGCGUAUGGACACGCACUUGGUCUUUGGCGGCCUGCCCAACUGGUGGCAGAGUGGGCUGAGCAGUGAGGACGGCUCGGUCGUUUCGCUCAAGCGCUGGAGCGAGGUCCUCAGCCAGGCAGGUUUCGCCGGGGCCGAGGUCGAGAUCGGCGACAGCGAGGACGCCCAGUACCGCUCCAGCAGCGCCAUCUUCACUACUGCUGUCGAGGCGUCCGCUUCCGCCUAUCCGACAGCUGUGUCCGUCAUCCACACGCGCGACGCCGCGCCGACGCAGAAGUGGCUGGAGGGGGUCCAAACUGCCAUCGCGGUGGAGACGGGCGCCUCUGUCCAAGUCGAGCGCCUCAGCGAGGUCGAAGCCAAGCCCGAUGUCGUGUACAUCUUCACGCCCGACAUGGCAAGGCCAUUCCUGAACACCAUGGACGAGGCCGAGUUCGAACAGCUCAAGACGCUGGUGGUCCAGGGCCAAGGCCUACUGUGGCUCAGCCGCGGCAGCGCGACCACUUCGGAGCAGCCACUUUAUGCUCAGUCGGCCGGCCUCCUGCGCGCCGCCAAGCAAGAAGACACCACCAAGCGCUACGUGUUGCUCGACUUUGAGAUCACUCCCGGCUCUGCCAAGGGCGCUUCGUGGUCGGCUGACACAGUCCCGCAUAUCGUGCAGGCCUUGAAGCAGAGCUUCGACACGCGCGUCGACACGGCCGAGAUAGAGUGGGAGUACGCCGUCAAGGAUGGCAUGUUGCACGUGCCUCGCUUCUACCCCAGCCUGGCCGAAGACCGCGCGUCCAGCGAGACACCGGUCGACGCGACACCGGUUGAACAGCCGCUGUGGCAGCCUAACCGGCCGCUGCUGUGGGAGACGGUGCAGACGGUAGGCACGCUAAGCAACCUGUACUUUACCGACGACCCGAAGGCGGGCGAGCCGUCACUGCCGUCGGGCUACGUCGAGAUCAAGACGCAGGCGCUGGGGCUCAACUUCCGUGACGUGCUGGUCGCUUUGGGCCAGAUCGACGAGUCGCGCUACAUGCACGACGCCGCCGGCAUCGUCACGCGGCUGGGGCCUGACACCGAGGCAAGUGGCCUGAAGGUGGGCGACCGCGUCGCCGGUGCGCUCGAGGGGCGCUUUGCUACGCACCCGCGCGCGCUGUGGACCGGCUUCGCCAAGAUUCCCGACAACAUGUCGUGGGAGGAGGCUGCUUCGCUGCCGUGUAUCUUCUUGACCACUUACCUCUGCCUGUUUGACGUCGCGCGCCUCCAGCCCGGCGAGCGCGUGCUGAUCCACGCCGGCAGCGGCGGUGUCGGCCAGUCGGCCAUCAUGCUGGCCCUGCAUGCGGGCGCCGAGGUGUUUGCGACGUGCAGCAGCGAGUCAAAGAAGGAGCUGCUGAUGGAGCAGUACGGGCUGGACGCGGACCACAUCCUCUCCAGUCGCGACGCGUCUUUCGCGGCAGCCAUCAACGCGCGCACCAGCGGCGCCGGCGUCGACGUCGUCAUCAACUCGCUGUCGGGCCCGCUCCUCAAGGCGACGUGGGACUGCAUGGCGCGCUUUGGCCGCUUCGUCGAGAUCGGCAAGGUGGACAUGGAAGCAGGCCGCCGUCUCGACCUGACACCGCUGACGCGCAAUGCCACCAUCGUGGGCUUCGACCUGAUCCAGUGGUGCAUGUACAACGGGAAAGCCGUGCACGGCGCGUGGCAGUCUCUGAUGAAGCUGUGGAACGAGAAGGCCAUCCGCGCCGUGCACCCCAUCGUCACGUACCCCAUCGGGGAGAUGGAGACGGCCAUGCGUCGCAUGCAGCGCGGCGCGCACGUCGGCAAGCUGGUGCUGGUGCCUGCGCCCGACUCCCGCUUCAAGGUCCUGACGCGCACUUCCAGCUUCGCCAGCCUGGACGACCCCGACGCGACCUAUCUGAUCGCGGGUGGUCUCGGCGGCAUCGGCCGUGCCCUGGCCGAGUGGAUGAUGGAGCGCGGGGCACGGAACAUCCUGGUGGUGUCGCGUCGCGCCGAGUCGCACGCGGCAGCGGAGCCGUUGGUCUCGCGCGGGCGGACCCGGGAAUGCAACGUGGUGGUGCGCAACUGCGAUAUCGCCAAGGCGGACCAGCUCGUCGCGCUGCUGGCAGAGGUGGCAAAGACGAUGCCGCCCAUCCGCGGCGUGGUGCAGGCGGCCAUGGCUCUGCACGACACAAUCAUCCAGCGCAUGACGUUUGAGCAGUGGCAGUCCAGCACCCGGCCCAAGGUUGUCGGCUCCCUCAACCUGCACGACCACCUGCCCAAAGACCUGCGCUUCUUCGUCAUGCUGUCGUCGGCGUCGGGCGUGGUGGGCUUGGUGUCCCAGGCCAACUAUGCCGCCGGCAACACCUUCCAGGACGCACUGGCGCGGCACCGGGCGGCGCAAGGGCUGGCGGCCGUUGCCAUCGAUUUGCCGGCCGUGGCCGAUGUGGGCGUCGUGACCGAAUCGAGCGACACGCUGAUGCGGGCGCGCCUCGAGCGAACACUCGGGUCCGGGUCCAUUUCCAUCGGGCGCGUGCUGCGGCUGAUUGAGGCUGCCGUGGUGACGCCGUCGCGGUCCGGCAACGUAAACACUGCGCAGGUUGUCACGGGCAUCGUUGCAUGGGACCGCAUCACGACAGGGGCCAAUCCCAAGCGCGACCGGCGGUUCUGGACGAUGCGGCUGGCCAACAGCGGCAAGGGGGCGGGAAGCGGCGGGUCCGGAGGAGCCAAGAACCCCGACGAGAUAUUGAAGCAGGAGCUGGCGGGGGCGUCGAGCGACGAUGCGCUCGGGCUGGUCAUGGGCGCGCUGGUGCGCAAGGUGGCUGCCCUGUUCAACCUGGUGGCGGCCGAGAUCGACACCAGCUCGGGCCUGAGCGCUGUGGGUGUCGACUCGCUGGUGGCCGUCGAGCUGCGCAACUGGCUGAGCAGUGUGGUCCAGGCCAAGGUCACCGUUUUCGAGAUUCUGCAGACGGCCACCAUGCGCGAGUUUUCCAAGCUGGUCGUCGGAAGGAGUGCCCUGGUUGUCUAGGUCUAGUUCUUAGGAUUGAACGGGAGGGGUUUGGUAACGGAAGACUGGGUGCUGGAAGACGGUGAUUUUUCAGAGGCGCAAUUUUGUUGGCAUUUCUCUUUCGCUCUCCUUGGGAUGCGCUGUACUAGCUGUCGCGCUGUACUAGCUGUCUGUUCUGCUGAAGUUGGUCAGAUUAUUUUGUAGUUCCAAGUCGAGAUCGCGCGUGGUUCAAUUGAUGUUGCGUUCAAAAGGUCCGACCUAGACUACUAGAAAUGGACUACUAGAAAUACAGCGGAGUGCCUUCCAUUCAGAGUUGGUGGGUACGUUUGGUGG
This is a messenger RNA of Lasiosphaeria miniovina, 7433 nucleotides long. RefSeq lists its product as uncharacterized. Gene Ontology annotation, biological process: fatty acid biosynthetic process; secondary metabolite biosynthetic process. The record is from RefSeq and is a predicted model, not a curated record. NCBI's taxonomy places the organism in Eukaryota, Fungi, Ascomycota, Sordariomycetes, Sordariales, Lasiosphaeriaceae. The coding region runs from base 162 to 7121 and encodes 2319 amino acids. The transcript is spliced from 2 exons. Gene Ontology annotation, molecular function: phosphopantetheine binding; fatty acid synthase activity; oxidoreductase activity.